CGUCGUGUUCAAAACUCAAGGUCUUUGAUUUUUUUUGGCAAAAAAAAAAUUUAAUUUCCAAAUUUUCUGAUUAGUGAUUAUAUAUAUAAAAAAAAAAAAAAAAUUCCUUAUCUAAUUUAAGAAUAUUUUUAUUUAAUCAUUUUUUUAAUAAUUGCCAAUUGAAAAUUGACAGUGAAAAAAUAUAGAUUUAAUGACAGAUUAUUGCAAAAAAAAAAAAUUUUAUUAUCAAAAAAAAGGAAUUUUUUUUUAAUUUAAUAAUGCAAGCAUCUUACGAGUUUAUAUUUUCUAAGUUGGUGAAUAUUAAUUAAUGAAACUGAAAUCGCAUGAGGAAUGCAAAAAUGAACGUGAUAUCGAAUAAGAAUUUUAGCAUCAUCGAUGAGGACAAUCAGUAUAUUCCUUAUGAGAUGAGACCUGAGACAUAUAUUGUACCAGCAGUAUUUAUCAUUAUACUGAUUGUCGGCGUUGUUGGAAAUGGAAUUCUUGUAUUUACAUUGUGUCGUUAUCCAAGCUUAAGAAACAUUCCAAACAUUUAUGUGCUUUCUUUAGCACUUGGUGACCUUUUGGUACUAAUAACAUGCGUUCCAUUUACAUCAAUUCUAUAUACAAUCGAAUCUUGGCAUUGGGGAUUAACAGUAUGCAAGAUUUCAGAAUGCUCCAAGGAUAUAUCAAUAGGUGUUUCUGUUUUUACAUUAACUGCUUUAUCAGCAGAAAGAUAUUGUGCCAUAGCAGAUCCUUUAAGAAGUCACGUAUCAGGAUUAAAUUCAAAGACAUUGACAAUAUGUAUUGCAAUUUUGAUAUGGUUAUUGGCAAUUAUUUUCGCUGUGCCUGCAUUUGCAUUCUCUUAUGUUCGACCACAGCCUCUUAAUGGAAAUCAUAGCAUCAUGAUUUGCAGUCCAUUUCCCAAAGAUUUCGGUGAAAAUUACGAGAAAGGAAUGAUUCUUUUCAAAUUCCUCGCUUAUUAUGCAAUACCACUGUGCAUUAUAUCAGGAUUUUAUUUAGGCAUGGCUCGGCAUCUUGAACUUUCAACUAGAAAUAUGCCUGGUGAAAUUCCUGGCGCAACACAACAUUGUGAACAAAUUCGUAGCCGAAAAAAGGCUGGCAAAAUGGUGAUAUCAUUUGUAAUAAUUUUCUUCAUUUGCUUUUUGCCAUAUCAUAUAUUCAUGCUGUGGUUCCACUUCUAUCCAUAUUCACGUGAUGUGUAUGAUGACUUUUGGCAUGCCUUUCGGAUAAUCGGCUUUUGCCUCAGUUUCAUUAAUAGUUGUGUCAAUCCCAUUGCACUCUAUUUUAUUAGUGGUACUUUUCGAAAAAAGUAUAAUGAAUAUCUUUGUUGUUGUAUUGCAAGCAGAAGAAAUUCCAAUAGAGAAUUAUCACGCUCAAGAGGAAAUAAUACGAGUAGAAAUUUUGAAACAAGUUUUAAUUCAACUUUUCGACGAAAUACUCAAGAAUUGAAUUCCGUUGCAUUAUUGGUUUGGUGAAACGAAACCCCACCAAAUAUCACAAAUUUUUUCAAAAUCCACUCUCGCGUUCAACGACAUCCUCCUCGAAAUGUAUAAAGUUUAAAAAAAAAAAAACCUCCCUUUAAUAUUUAAUAAAUUAUAUACACAUCGAUAAUUAUAUAUAAUUACCAUUAUAAAAAAAUAUAAAUGUAAUAUCAAUUCUUUAAUUACUUAAAAUUUUAAAUUUUUUUAUAAAAAAAAAGAAGUAGGUCUUCAUUUAUAAACCAAAAAAAAAAAAUUGUAUAAGAAACUAAUUGAAAAAAUGCGCGCAAAAUUACCUAGAUAUUAUUCCUUAUAUUAAAUAAUUAAUGUAAUUUACUCUCUAAAUCUGAAUUAG
Molecule: messenger RNA, 1833 nt
Organism: Leptopilina boulardi
Lineage: Eukaryota; Metazoa; Arthropoda; Insecta; Hymenoptera; Figitidae
Product: neuropeptide CCHamide-1 receptor-like
Exons: 7
Coding region: 324-1475 (383 amino acids)
Biological process (GO): G protein-coupled receptor signaling pathway
Cellular component (GO): membrane
Molecular function (GO): G protein-coupled peptide receptor activity
Source: RefSeq, a predicted model, not a curated record